UACAGUGCUGCUGCGGUCGGUCCGUGGGGGUGAUGGUGGGGUGACACCAAAUGACAUCAGAAUGUUUCUUGGAAUCAGUGUUCGAGGGGCUUGGCCCUCAAUUUAAAUAUUGAAAGUGAAAGGUGCAGCUUGAAGUUCAUGACUGAACGUGUCUCAAGAAGUCUUCGGUGAACUCACUGCAGGACAAUGGAACUACAGCAGCCCGGACAACAGUCUUAUGUUUGGUUAAUUACAACGAACCGGGAAACAUUGGUCAAUCUGAUAAGAAACACAGAGUGCUUACUUGAGAAUUUGGUCGACCAUGGAUAUUGUUCCACCGAAGAAUCAGAAAUUGUUCAGAAUUAUUCAACAACAGCAGACAAGGUUCGUCAGAUUAUUGAUCUGGUACAAUGUAAAGGAGAAGAAGUUGCUGAGUUUUUCAUACAUAUCCUUAAUAAAGUGCCAGAAGCCUACUAUGACCUGAACUCCUGGUUAACAGGAAUCAAUUUUCAACCGUCAGAACAAAUAAAGAAUUUACAAGUUACAAACAAUGACCCUGUUACUUUAUACAGCAAGAAGCUCAAACAAGAACUUUGUUGUGAUUCCAAUUUUGUAAAGUCUUACUCUCAGAGAGAAGAGAUGAAGCUCCAGGAGACUUAUGUUAAUAGUGUUAUGGAACUUGUUAAUGACAAAAAUGAAACCAUGGGACGAAUAAAUGAUGUAAAUUCCUUGUUCGAUGACACUGGUGUGAUCAAUGUAGAAGGAGGAACUAUAUUUAUCUAUGGGGAUGCUGGCAUGGGAAAGACACUUCUGAUCCAAAAAAUGCAAAAUAUGUGGGCGAAAGGAGAAUCUUUCUCUGAUGUUAAAUUUUUGUUUAGUUUUAGUUGUCGGAGAUUUAUCAUUUUUGAUGCAAACACUCAGCUCUCUCUGAAGGACUUGCUCUUCAGAUACAACUGCCACCCAGACCAUUAUCCAGAAGAAGUGUUUCAUUAUAUUUUGAGAUUUCCAGAAACUGUAAUGUUCACUUUUGAUGGCUUUGAUGAAAUGCACUCCAAUUUUGACUUAAACAACGUUCCAGAAGUUUCCUUACCUACAGACACUGCCCACCCUGCGGCCUUGUUUAUGCAUCUACUGAGUGGAAAAUUGUUGAAAGGAUCAAGAAAAGUCUUAACAGCAAGAACAGGUUGUCAGGUACCAAAGAAAUUUGUGCGGAAGAGAAUUAUGCUACGUGGUUUUGGGACAGAGAACCUGAAGGAGUAUACUAACUUAUUCUUUAGAGAACCCAGUGUUCAGAUGCAUGUAUUAAAUCACUUAGAAGCCAACCACAAUAUCAGCAGCUUAUGUUCCAUCCCAUUGUUUUGCUGGAUAAUAUUUAAGUGUUAUGAACAUUUUCACUCCAUAAAUGAGAGUCAUACUUUUUCCAGUAGUUCUGUAACACUUACAGAUAUAUUUUUACUCAUAAUUGAAGUUUAUUUGAACUCUUCUAACAGUGGAACCACCAGAAGUCAGGUUGACACUUACAAGAAGGGUAGGGAGACCUUGCAGUUGAUAGGAAAGCUUGCCUACAGUGGAAUGGACAAUUCAGCCUUUGUUUUCGACUAUGAUACCAUCACAUCUCUAAACAUCUCAGAGCAAUAUCUCAAAUUGGGAUUCCUCAGAACUGUGAAAAAUUACGAUGGAUGUGGUGGAAAUAGCUCUUUUGAAUUUUUUCAUGUGACACUUCAGUCAUUCUUUACUGCCUUAUUUCUUGUGAUUGACAGAGAAGCUGACACUACAGAGCUACUGAAGUAUUUCGGUCAUUGGGCACAGUCCCCACAACAGGAGCUUCAACUCAAUCUGAUGAUGUGUUUUUGUGCAAAGAAUGACAAUCAGAUUGAUUCUUUUUCAAAUAUUGAUCAUUUACAGUUCAUCAACCUCUUUCUUUGUGGGCUGCUUUCAAAACCAAAACAAGUUCUCCUUGAACAUCUAGUGCCACCUUCAGUCUUGAAAGUUAAAAGAAAAGCUCUCAAGCAACAGCUUUUCAGAAGUGUCAAAUUUCACUUAAAACACCUACCCCGGUCACGUUAUUUGGAAUAUAACCGUGUUCAUGCAUUGACUCACUUUAUCUGGAUGGCACGAUGUGUAUGUGAGACUCAGUGUGAGAAGGUGGGGAAAAAGGUAGCCAAAGGAAUAUGUGCAGAUUACAUUCAGCUAAGCUUCUGUGGGGCUUCUUCUUCUGAUUGUGGUGCCAUCUCCUUUCUUCUGAAUCUGUACAAGAAAGAAAUUGCUUUGGAGUUGGACAAUAACAAUAUCAAUGAUUAUGGAGUAAAAGAGCUUAUACCAUGCUUCAGAAAACUCACAGUGGUUAGAUUAAGUGUAAACCAGAUCACAGAUGAAGGUGUCAAAGUCUUGGCUGAAGAGGUAACCAAGUAUAGGAUCAUCAAAUUUCUUGGAUUGUACAAAAAUCGAAUAACAGACUUUGGAGCCAAAUAUGUGGCACAAAUCAUUCGAGAAUGCCCCUUGUUACACCACGUGAUGUUGGGGUACAAUAAGUUUACUGGUGUGGGUGGAAGACAAAUUGCAGAAGCUUUACAAACCAGCACCCACAUUUAUGAAGUGGGGAUGUGGGGAAAUCACAUUGGUGACGAAGGUGCACAGGCAUUUGCGGAAACAAUAAGAAAUCAUCCCUGCCUGGAAAUUCUCAGUUUGGCCUGCAAUGGGAUAACCUCAGUUGGAGGUAGAUGCAUUGCUGAUGCAUUACAACACAACACAUCAAUCAAAACAUUAUGGUUGACAGAAAACAACAUCACAGAUGAAGCAACCGAGAGCUUUGCUGAAAUGCUGAAAGUGAAUAAGACUCUUAAAACCCUGUGGCUAAAUAAUAACCACAUCACCAACAUGGGAGCCAACAUAAUGGCAGAAGCCCUAGAUCAUAACACUGUUUUGGAGGACCUUAGUUUACAUAAAAACCCUCUCACCCUUGAUGAGAAGGAACCUUUUCAUAUGACGUCAAGGAUUAGAACCUGAUUCCAGAAUAAAAAAAAACUGAAGAUCAAGAGGAACAGAGGAAACUACAAGCACUGGGUCCUGUUACACGUUACUGGUCAUGGCAAUAUGCUAUGCAUAUUACUUAUUAUGACAUAUUACUAUGUUACAUUCUCAACACUGUGAAAGCCAUUUACAAUCUAUACAUUUUAUGUUUAAACACAAAUUUCUUAUUUCUAAAGAAUAUUAAGUAAAUACCUACAGCGCAUAACAUGUUAAAUAAUAGAUGAUAAUUUCCUAGGAAAUCAAAGGGUUUCAUGUAUAAAUAAGAGUGUACUUGUAUACAGUUCAUGGUUUUUCAGCACGCAAAACAUAUACUCCCGAAAAAGCUUAUACGAUGUUCACAGAGACUGCAAGUGAUGGAGGAUCAGAAUUUGUUCUGUCAUGAUCCUCUAGCUCAAGUGAUAAUGAUAAACCUCCUCAGAUGCGGCAGGAGCAUGAGGGUACGGCCACAUGGUCAGGCUUCCUAAUGCAGUUUUGGAAGCCAGAAUCAGAAUUUUUGAAUUCACAGUAUUGUGUAUCAUGUAUUAUAGCCAGCAUGUUAGGGGCACUUUGAGGUUUUCUGCAUAAAGGGAUGAGAAAAUUACAGAUAACAUACAGAUAAAUUAUUUUGGUGUAGUUUUAAAAAUGGGGUCACUACUGGGGGUUUGCCAUCUUUCUGUAGGUUUAGAGCUUCUUCAAGCAUCAACCAAUCAUGCAAAAAUUGGGCCCCAAAAGUAUUACACUGCUCCUUCAUUUCCAGGCAAUGCCACGUGUACAGACAGCAGAUUUAAGGAACACUGGAGGUACUUCAGAACUUAGAAAUAUCUUGAUAAAAUUGGAAGUGCCUUUCUUCACUCAAAAAUAUACCUUCUAAAUUAGGGCAUUUGUGACAAAACAAAAAAAAUGUAAUUUUACACUUUUGAGGCCUGAUUUGCACUAAUUUCAGCAGAAAAAGGGCCAAAAUAUUCAUUAUAGGGCAUGAAGACAUAGGAAACCCCAAUGUUGACAACACCAGUGUGUACAUAAAAUGCAUACAUUGAUAUAAUACAGGUGAUGCUUACUAUUACAUUACAUCAUUAGCUUAAAGGGGUUGUCUCAUCACAGACAAUGGGGGCAUAUCGCUAGGAUAUGCCCCUAUUGCCUUAUAGGUGUGGUCCCACCACUGGGCCCUGCUAGGUGGUGGUUGGAGUACUCCGGUCCGGCCACCACUAAGCACGCUCCCUAUAAAAGUGAGCAUGACCGGCCACCGCUCCCAUUCACUUCUAUGGGCCCAACUGAAAUAGUCGAGCCAGCACUCGGCUAUUUUCCGCUGCCCCAUAGAAAAUCAAUGGA
Molecule: messenger RNA, 4317 nt
Organism: Bufo bufo (common toad)
Lineage: Eukaryota; Metazoa; Chordata; Amphibia; Anura; Bufonidae
Product: nucleotide-binding oligomerization domain-containing protein 1-like
Exons: 13
Coding region: 187-2985 (932 amino acids)
Biological process (GO): positive regulation of MHC class I biosynthetic process; positive regulation of MHC class II biosynthetic process; positive regulation of transcription by RNA polymerase II
Molecular function (GO): protein binding
Source: RefSeq, a predicted model, not a curated record